This is a messenger RNA of Paramuricea clavata, 633 nucleotides long. Lineage: Eukaryota; Metazoa; Cnidaria; Anthozoa; Malacalcyonacea; Plexauridae. The record is from the annotation of a GenBank genome assembly.
AUGUUGAGAAACUACAGGAGUACACCACAUCAAAUAACGAAAGAAACCCCUGCCAAACUUCUGAUGAAUAGAGAAUUACGUACCAAGAUUCCAAGCAUCACUGGUAAGAAACAAGUUGAUGAUGACAAACUGCGGAAAACUGAUCGUAUGACGAAAGAGAAAUACAAGCAGUAUGCAGACACGGGGAGGGAAGCGAAAAAGAAAAAUCUAAAGCAAGGAGACUUUGUUUUGCUACAACAGAAGCAUAAGAACAAAUGCUCAACCAAUUUUCGACUGGAUCCUCUCGAAAUUGUUCAAGUCAAAGGUUCUCAGAUCAUCAUGAGGGAUAACAGUGGAAAGACUUACCGUUGAAACUCCAGUCAUGUUAAGAAAUUUCUGAAACCAGAUGAAGAAGAAGAGGAAGUAAGCGUUGACGAAGAAGAAUUGGAAGGGGAAGUAGAAGACGCUGAACCACCCUAUGCUGAACCACCCUCUAGCCGAACACUACCUGAAUCACCACUGCAACCAUCCGUAUCACCACACCCAAUACCACAACAGCAAGGAACUAAAAUUCCCACGGUAUCACCAUCUACGAGUGCUCUUAGAAGAUCAGAAAGAUUCAGGAACAAAGUAUCUAAGAAGAACAAUAAAUGA